Messenger RNA from Cyphomyrmex costatus, 1224 nucleotides. It is a transcript of the gene Unc50, whose product is annotated as Unc50 RNA binding protein. Lineage: Eukaryota; Metazoa; Arthropoda; Insecta; Hymenoptera; Formicidae. Gene Ontology annotation, cellular component: Golgi membrane. The coding region runs from base 421 to 1224 and encodes 267 amino acids. The transcript is spliced from 6 exons. The record is from RefSeq and is a predicted model, not a curated record.
CAUGCUUUAUGACGUCAAUCAAUACUAGCGUUCAUUUUUGUGAUAUGGGAACUAGAUACCUAUUCUGCGUGGCGAAACUGUCGAUAAAAUCAUAGUGUCAGAUAAGAAUGUGAUGCGUGUCUGUACUAACAGAGAGAAGUCUGGCGAAGAUUCGAACCAAAAAAUUGUGAAUAUUACCGACACGAUCGUAGACAUUAGCUACAUAGUUCAAUGUCCACGUUUUGUGGACAUAGAGGCGCUUCAAAAUAAAAGUAACAGCUAAAUCCCGGGCAUGGCCGCCAAUGGCCGCUCUCAGGCUUCUCUUGAUAAUACGCGUGAACAUAACCUGAAACCGUCACGAAAGAGAAUUUAAUUUAUUAAGGGUUAUGCUUAUCUAUCGAAAAUAAUUACGCGAAGUGCAAGCUGCCAAAAGGACCGACAAUGAAGUAUUCCACAUCGCCGCCAACGAGUCGAUGUCAUUCGCCCGUUCCGACAGAAUUUUCGUCUUCGUUGCCGAUGCCGAUCGUUUACAGACAUAAUUGUAUGGGGGCGGCGACAAAAUGCUAUAAAUAUCUGAGAAAAUUGCUGAAAUUUGAACAGAUGGAUUUCGAGUUCGCCAUGUGGCAAAUGAUCUAUCUAUUUGUAGCUCCACAGAAGGUAUACAGAAACUUCCAAAAUAGAAAACAAACAAAAUCGCAUUUUGCAAGAGAUGACCCUGCGUUUUUAGUAUUGAUCACGUGUUGUUUCUGUAUAUCUACCAUUGGUUUGGCAUUGUUGCUGAAUUUAAAAUUCUUCCAAUUUAUAAAGUUAUUAUUUUAUAUGGUUUUCAUCGAUUAUAUAGCUGUUGGAUUGUUAAUAGCAACUAUAUUUUGGUUUAUAACAAAUCGAUAUCUCAGGAUAGACAGAACACAAGAUGUUGAAUGGGGCUAUGCAUUUGAUAUCCACUUGAAUGCAAUGUUUCCUUCAUUAAUUCUACUUCACAUUUUACAAUUAUUUCUAUACAAUGGUCUCAUAAACAAUGAUAUAUUUUGGGGACGAUUCAUUGGGAAUACUUUUUGGUUUAUAGCUAUUGGUUAUUACAUUUACAUAACAUUUCUCGGCUAUGCAAGUAUCGAAAUACUGCAUAAAACUCAUCUGAUAUUAUCCGCUCUACCUAUAAUGCUGCUGACAUACAUUACCACAUUAUGCGCUGGUAUUAAUAUCAGUUAUUUAGUUAUAGAAUUCUACCGUUACCGCGCUUUAUAA